CAAAUCGUUUCCCGUCAUUGUCCAAGUAUCUGAAAUGGCGACAAACUUCAAAUCCCUAUUACCAGUUAUCGACAUCAGUCCUUUAGUGGUCAAAUGUGAUGAUGCCAACAUGGCGGAGGAUGCCGGCGUGGCGGAGGUUGUGGGAAAGCUGGACAGGGCCUGUCGGGACGCAGGAUUCUUCUACGUAAUUGGUCAUGGAAUAUCGGAGGAUUUUAUAAGGAAGGUGAGAGUGAUGUCGCAUCAAUUCUUCGAGCUUCCUUAUGAAGAGAAACUUAAGAUCAAGAUUACUCCAGCUGCUGGAUACAGGUUUAUUCCACUGAUCUCAAAAUGUGCACCAAAUUUGGUAUCACGAUUAGUUAGAUUAGAUGGCUACUAUAUUAUAUAUAAUUUUGUUCUUAACGAAAGAAAUAAAUAUAAAAUCGUCAACUUACAUAUAUUAUUUAGAAGUCAAUGGUUAAAUAUCUACUUCAACGUAUUCCUCAUCGGAAUUCGAUUCCAACACCUUGUAAAAAGGGUCAAUGGCACGUAAAAAUAGUUCUUAAUUAAUAUCUAUAUUACUAAUUUUUUAGUAUUAUUUUAAUUGAAAUUUUCGUGGAACUCAAAUCAAACCAAACCAAAUAUAUAAAAAUAUAAAAAAGUGAUGUUCCAUUCGGGUAAAAAACGAAGAUUAUUCAUGGAUGUUGAGUUAUACAGAGGAUAUCAGAGAAUCGGACUAAACUUAACGAAUGGGAAACAAGAUAUGCACGAAGCCAUUGAUUGUUACAAAGAGUUUAAGCAAGGGAAGCAUGGGGACAUUGGAAAGGUUAUGGAAGGGGCAAACCAGUGGCCAGAGAAUCCUCAAGAAUACAAAGAGUUGAUGGAGGAGUAUAUUAAGCUCUGCAUAGAUCUUUCUAGAAAUAUCUUAAGGGGAAUCUCAUUAGCCCUUGGUGGAUCACCUUAUGAGUUUGAGGGAAAGAUGCUUACAGAUCCGUUUUGGAUAAUGCGUAUUCUUGGUUAUCCAGGUGUAAACCAAGAAAAUGUUAUCGGAUGUGGAGCUCACACUGACUAUGGCUUGUUGUCACUUAUAAAUCAAGAUGAUGACAAAACUGCUCUUCAGGUGAGAGACUUGGCCGGCGAUUGGAUACCAGUUAUUCCGAUCCCUGGAUCAUUUGUCUGCAACAUCGGUGACAUGCUAAAGAUUCUUUCUAACGGAGUUUACGAAUCCACACUUCAUAGAGUGAUCAAUAACUCUCCCCGAUACCGUGUUUGCGUCGGAUUCUUUUACGAGACGAACUUCGACGCAGCGGUGGAGCCGUUGGAUAUCUUCAAAGAGAAGUACCCAGGAAAAGGAACAUCCCAAGUUUUCAAAAGAGUUGUCUAUGGGGAGCAUCUGGUUCACAAACUCCAGACCACUUUUCAAAAUUUAGUGGAACACAGUUAAUGUUAAUGGUUUGGAUGGUCA
Arabidopsis thaliana (thale cress) is the source of this 1441-nucleotide messenger RNA. Its product is annotated as 2-oxoglutarate (2OG) and Fe(II)-dependent oxygenase superfamily protein. Gene Ontology annotation, molecular function: 2-oxoglutarate-dependent dioxygenase activity. Bases 641 to 1420 code for a protein of 259 amino acids. Lineage: Eukaryota; Viridiplantae; Streptophyta; Magnoliopsida; Brassicales; Brassicaceae. The record is from RefSeq and is marked reviewed. Gene Ontology annotation, cellular component: cytosol. Gene Ontology annotation, biological process: cellular response to starvation. The transcript is spliced from 11 exons.